This is a messenger RNA of Carica papaya (papaya), 1056 nucleotides long. It is a transcript of the gene MYB111, whose product is annotated as myb domain protein 111. Lineage: Eukaryota; Viridiplantae; Streptophyta; Magnoliopsida; Brassicales; Caricaceae. The record is from RefSeq and is a predicted model, not a curated record.
AUAUAUGGUGUCCAAAGAUUCAAUCUCUCUCAAUCAAAAGUUACCUUCUUUAAUUUCCUCUCUCUAGUCACUGUGUAAGAGAUGGGAAGAUCACCAUGUUGUGAGAAAGCAGGGUUGAACAGAGGGAGAUGGACUGCUGAAGAAGAUGAAAUUUUGAUCAAAUACAUUCAAGCUCAUGGACAUGGAUCAUGGAGGUCUUUACCCAAGAAUGCAGGUUUGCUAAGAUGUGGCAAGAGUUGCAGGCUUAGAUGGAUGAACUACCUAAGAACUGAUCUCAAGAGAGGGAAUAUCACUGCUGAAGAAGACCAACUCAUUGUUAAGUUGCGUAGCACUUUGGGAAACAAGUGGUCGUUGAUAGCUGCACAUUUACCAGGAAGAACCGAUAACGAGAUAAAGAACUACUGGAAUUCUCAUUUGCGCAGAAAAAUUUACAAUUUUACCAGGUAUAAAGAUUAUGAUUUGUCAGUCAACGAAGUCGACACUAUCAAAAAUAAUAUCCCAACAACGACAACCACAAAAAAGCGUAGAUCAUGCAGGCGAACCAGUCGAUCAGCCAUGAAAAAUCACAAGCUCGUGUUAAUGUCAUUAAGUCACGAGGUACCUGGACAAGCUGCAAGUGUACCAGAGAUGAUGGAGGCGAGUAUUACCCCACAAAAUAGUACGGAAUCAGGAGAAGAUGAAGCUUUGGAACCCUAUCAAUGGCUUGAUAACGAACUAGAGCGUCUGAAAUUUACUUGUAUUCAUCUGCAAAAUGAAGAAACUAGGGUUAACAAGGCAACUGGAGAACACGAGGAAAAGAUGGCUUCUGUGGAAAAUCAUGGUGAUGAUGAAAUGAAUGGUCAUCACGAUGAUCAGUUGCAGAGAUCAUCACAAGGGUGUAACAGAACUGUUUCGAUGAUAUCUGAUGAUGAUUAUCAUCAUCAUGAUGCAGAUCAAGAAUGGUGGUAUGCUUGUUUUUCACCACUGGUUUCAGAGAUUAAUAAUUAUGAUCAGGAAUGGGGUUUUGAAUCCCACGGUGAAAAUCAAUAUGAACAUUUGUGGGAUGCAUAAAUAUUA